Oppia nitens is the source of this 1015-nucleotide messenger RNA. RefSeq names its product PRELI domain-containing protein 1, mitochondrial-like (gene prel). Gene Ontology annotation, molecular function: phosphatidic acid transfer activity. The transcript is spliced from 2 exons. Gene Ontology annotation, cellular component: mitochondrial intermembrane space. The record is from RefSeq and is a predicted model, not a curated record. Lineage: Eukaryota; Metazoa; Arthropoda; Arachnida; Sarcoptiformes; Oppiidae. Gene Ontology annotation, biological process: phospholipid transport. The coding region runs from base 141 to 833 and encodes 230 amino acids.
GUUAUUAGUGAUGAAUAAGUGGUGUAAAGUUAGACAUUGUUUUGGUCUAACAUUUGGUUCAAAGUAUUCAUUUUGAAGACAUUUUGUUAGUCUAAUCAUUGAAGUAAUCAAUGGAUCAGAUGUUUGAUUGAUUGGUAACAAUGCGUUACUACGAGACUUCACAUACAUUCAGAUACAACUGGGAACAGGUGUCCAAAGCUUUCUGGUGUCGAUAUCCUAACCCUUUCAGUUCUCAUGUAUUGACUGAAGAUGUAGUCCAACGAAAGGUUGAUGAAAGCGGCAAACUAUUGACCAAAAGACUAAUAAGUAAAACCAAUUCAGCGCCCAAAUGGACGGAAAGAUUCUUGUCCUCCAAAUUGGUGUUCAUUAUUGAAGAGUCCAUUUUGGACCCCAAAUGCAAAACACUGACCACUUAUACACGUAAUAUAGGACUCAAACAUUUGAUGACUCUCGAGGAAAAGGUUACCUAUAAAAGUAGUGAUGACGACAAAGAGUGGACAGUUGCUGAACGUAAGGCUUGGAUUGACUCAAAUGUUUUCGGUUUGUCCGCUGCGGUCCAAAGGUUUGGUUUGGAGAGAUUCAAGAAAAAUGUAUCGAAAACAUGUCAGGGAUUUAACUUCGUUUUGAACACUUUGUACGGCAAUCUCAAUGCCGACCAAUUAGUUCCCACUUUUGACAAUAGAUUAAACCAAAUCCAUCCGCUUCUCAAAGAAAAACUAAAAGAAAAAGCACUCAAAGCACAUGAGUUCGCUGCUGUGGCCAAGUCUAAGGCUGUUCCCAUUGUUGCUGCGGUUAAUGAAAUGGCCAAUAAUGGCAAUCGUCAAGAGUCUUAAACAAUGUUUGGUUUUGUUUUGUUAUGAAAUUCUUUAUAAAUUGAUAUAAUUAGAGCUCAAAUUUGAUUGAAGAGUUGAAUCACUUAUUUUGAAUUUUAAAAAGAGGAGUGUUUUCAUUGAAUUGUUUUAAUAUUAAUAACUUUGAAGAUUGUAUUUCAAACACCAAUCUUAAUGUAUAUACU